AUGAGUAGAAUAGAUAUCACUGAACAGUUCCAGCAGUUUGUGGGUUACUAUCAGUGCCUUUUCAAACAGGAAGACAAUAGUAUAUCUCCACUUUAUGGGCGCAAAAGUGUGCUUUUCAUUGAUUUUUUGCUUCACUCCAAACGCUGGCAAUGUUUAGCAUCUCUUCUCAAUGCGAUGCUAGCCUUCAUUGAGGAAACAUCUCAUCCGUACAAUCCGUACAACAUUUCAUCAGAUUUGGAUCGAUGUAACCGAACGGUGGAGAUAUACCAGACAGUGUCGGGCCCACCGGUUACUGAUGCCAAUAGAGGAAAGCCUAUGCACUGCACAUAUCGUAUUCGCAUUCGGCCUCAAAGGGACGACUGGGUUGUGUUCGUGCGGUUCACUCGACUCAAAGUAGGCGAACCCAGCGAUGACAGACAGAAGUGCAUCGGAGGAUACGUGCAGAUCGUCGAUGGAUAUCGAGAAUCCAAUUAUUCAAAUAAAGAUCAUUCCGGUUACUACUGCGGAGAGAUCGAUACGCCGAAGACAUACAUUUCGGAGACGCCGUACGUGAAGGUUGUGUUUCAUGUGGAGGACUAUCAGAUGGAUAGCUAUAUUCAAUUCGAUGCUAAUGUCGAGCAACAGAACUCAGUUAAUAGCCGUUACGGACAGUUUCAUCAGCUCUACCCUCACAGACGUGGAGUUCCUAUCGCUGGAACCUAUUGUGAGAAGACAUAUCCUGAUUGCUCGCCCGGACCCCGCUGUACCAUCCAAUCUCCCGGUUAUCCGGGAAUCUAUGGUCGGAACCUUCGCUGCAGAUACCACCUCAACGCCAGACACAGUUUGGUUGGCUUAGAGUUGAGUGCGUUUGAUGUGGACGGACAGGCGUGCGAUAACCUGUUAAUGUGUUUUCCACGUCCCGUAAGCACCAAAUUAAACGACUGUCCCUUUGAUUUCGUGCGGAUUUAUGACGGCGUCGAUGAGAGCGCGCCUAUCAUCGCAACGCUGUGCGGAAAAGGACGUAUCAAAUCUAGUAUAAUAUCGUCAACAAGUAAUAUGUUAGUGGAAUUCAUUACAUCCCCGGCCGGGCCCCUGCUCUCGACUGGAUUUCAUUUCAAAGCCGAUGCCAUUAUAGAUACUGCAACUCAUGUACCGAUACAGCUAUUGAAUGGGAGUUGUGUCAUAGAAAGGGAGCUAACUGUGGACAGUAAUGUUGGCAAUUCAUUUGCACCGAUACGCUCGUGGUAUCCGUCCAACACUACAUGUCUGUACAAGUUUAGGGCCAAAGACACAAAAGCGUUAAUUUCUUUGGAAUUCAUAUCAUUUCGUGUCGAGAGAACCACUUUAUGUCAGGAAAGCCUUCGUAUAUUCGAUGCCAACGACGCCGACAUGUCAGCCCUAAUCACACGACUCUGUGAUAUGAAUAAACCACAAAGCGGAAAUGUGAGGACGAGUUACAUGAGUAGCGGACCCGCACUGACCGUACAGUUCUCGUCACUCGUGGGCUCUUUCGACGGCUCGUCUCUGAACUAUGUCUUUGAGGUGAAACUCAUUCACCGACAGUCGGACUCAGAUGUGAACGACUUGUCAAAGAUGUGCUCAAAACACAUAACUCCUGACUCCAUGACAUCGGGAUCUGUCGUUUGGAAUUACGAUGACUUCAACAGAAGCGAGAGCACAGGCAUUGUAUGCAACGCAUCAUUUGAUGCCUCAUCCCUACAACACGGAAGGGUUAAUGUAUCGAUGCUUAUGCCGUUUAUGGCCACUAACUGUAAGCAAUGCAUUUCUUCGCCAACGAUCGUAAUCUACCGUAAUAUUGAUAGAAGACAUGCCAACCCAUCGGAGCCCCUGUGCUAUUGUGCGCCCACGUCGAGUGCGGACACAUCAUAUGUGGUGUCAAUUGGAGCGCAAAUGAUUAUAUCAUUACAAUUACCGGCCGAAUGGAGAGCACAACAUCUCACACAUUACUUCUCCCCCAUUCAUGUCUGCCCUCCACUCCACUCCACAACCGCCGCAUCAUUACAUGAAAAGCAAACAAAACAAAAUCAAAACUUCUAUCGAAGGGAUAUCAUAAUUAAGAGCGAAGACAUAUCUCUUCAACACCAAAGUGUUUCUCCAAAUACUUAUUCAAGUUCUGUAAUCACUAUAUAUUACAUGAGUAGAGCGCCGGCUAACAGGAGUUUCCUAUUAUUCAAAUACACUCAACUCAAGCUCCUAUUCCCCAUCACCUCAGCCGAGCAAUUGGUACCAAUGGGUCGAAACUGUGAAUUCUUGUGCACUAAUCCUCCGGCGUGUCUUAAACAAGAACUGGUGUGCAAUGGAGUGGCCAACUGUCCAGUGAUAGGAUCAGGUGGUCGUGUCAGCGAAGAUGAAGAUGAAGCGCUGUGCAAACGACACAAACUGUGGAGUGUCCUCAUGAAUGAGUCGACACUACUGCUGGUGAUGGGCGCCGCCGGUCUCCUAAUGUUGUGUUGCAUAACAUUUAUAUCAAUUUAUAUCUGCAAACGAAUGAAGAAAAAACGACACCGUUUUUGAAUUAUCAUAAAAAAGUGAGACAACUAUUACAAUAGAGAGUAAGAGUGAGUGUUUAGCGCCGGCAUGUCGUGGAGGAUGCGAACGGAGAAGGCUGUUGUGCCGUUUUCGCAUAGCUCCUGGAGUUUGUGAAUCAUAAAUCACAAGUGCAUUAUUGACGCAAUGAUUGUUGAAAAUUUAUUUGUUUUGCCCCAAAGGUUAGGCAAAAACAACAAAUAUAUUCCAAUAUUUGGCACUAUUUGUUAAAGAGUUUAGCAUAAGUUGGGAACAGCAAUGAAUGGGAACGGUAGGGCACAGCCGCACCACACAUAUUGCAGUCGGCGCUCAUUUACUCAAUAUAUUCUGAGAUAUAUAUUUUGAGUCCCAAUUCAUCGACUGAUAAACAGUUUAACGCGUUUUUUGCCGUCAGAUUAUAUUUGCAUUGAAUGAGCGAUCAAUUGGAAAGUAAAGCCCUUUUGCCGUCUCUUAUUCACAAUGAGUCCAUCAAAUGAUCUCUUUUUUGUUGAGUAGAGACACACAAAAUAUAUUUCAGUUAUACUACACUCCUAUGCCUCUGAUUGACGAUCUAUUCUGACUGAAUGUCGACUUCUUUAUUCACUCGACUGUUAUAUAUAUUAUAUGUUUUUUAUUUGAAUCAUGAGCUCAGAGAUGUUGCGGAGGAAC
Messenger RNA from Oppiella nova, 3174 nucleotides. Lineage: Eukaryota; Metazoa; Arthropoda; Arachnida; Sarcoptiformes; Oppiidae. The record is from the annotation of a GenBank genome assembly.